AUGGCAGAACAAACAUCCCCUUCAGACUGCUCUCACGUCAUCGAUCACAGUCACGUCCCCGAGUUUGAGGUUUCUCCUUGGAUCAAGAUCACUUUGGCCUUCAUCUACUUCCUUGUCUUUGUGGCGGGGAUCUUGGGCAACAGUGUCACUAUCAAGACCACCAGAAUCCUGCAGAAGAAAGGCUACCUGCAGAAAGAGGUCACGGAUCAUAUGGUGAGCCUGGCCUGCUCCGACUUGCUGGUCAUCCUGCUCGGCAUGCCCGGUGAGUUCCUCAGUGCCAUAUGGAGCCCUUUCUCUACCCCUAAUGGCAACCUGGUUUGCAAGCUCUACUGCUUCCUUUUUGAAGCCUGCAGCUAUGCCACUGUGCUGCACGUGGCCACUCUCAGUUUUGAGAGGUAUGUUGCUAUCUGCCACCCCUUCAAGUUCAAGGCAGUCUCUGGACCCCGCAAGGUGAAGCUGCUCAUCGCCUUUGUCUGGGUCACGUCUGUUGUCGUGGCUCUGCCCCUGCUCUUUGCUAUGGGCACAGAAUAUCCCCUGGAAAUCAUCGAGGGCUACCGAGGUGCGACUGCCUGCAUCAAGCCUAGGCACCAUGUCCCUGAACUGAGGCACAACAUGACAAUCUGUACCAGCCUCUCCUCCAAAUGGCCUGUCUUUCAGGCGAGCAUCUUCAGCGCAUUCGUUGUGUACAUCAUCGUGCUGGGGUCUGUGGCCUUCAUGUGCCGCAGCAUGAUGAAAGCCCUGAUGAUCCACAAGAAAGGAACUGUUGCAGUGAAGGGUGAAUAUGGAUACCAGGAGCAGCAUCUAAGGAAAAGCGAAAGUUCAGAGAGCAAGAACUCCAGGAGACAGAUCAUUUUAUUCCUUGGACUGAUCGUUGCAACUCUGGCAAUAUGCUGGAUGCCAAACCAGGUUAGAAGGAUCAUGGCUGCUGUCAAACCGAAGCAGGACUGGACUGUCCCCUACUUCCGAGCGUACAUCACUCUUCUUCCCAUUGCCGACACUUUCUUCUACCUGAGCUCAGUGGUGAACCCCCUCCUGUACAAUGUCUCCUCGCAGCAGUUUCGCAGCGUGUUUCUGCAGGUCCUUCGCUGCCACCUGACCAUUGAGCACGCCAACAAGGAGAAGCUUCGGAGGGCCAAUCUCAACUCCAGAGCAAGCAGCGGCCGGUCUCUACGCCCGCUGAUCUUCAGAGCAUCGAAGCAUGCUUCUUCUACAAGGAGCACUCACAAAGUUUUCUUAAGUACUUUUCAGAAUGAAACCAAGCCUGACUGCAGUCCAGAGAAACCAAGUCUUGAAUCAGUGGAGCCCAAUUUGGAAGUAAUGCCGCUAGAGACUAGCUUAGAGCCCAGUUCAGAUGUACAAAAUGGCCUUUGUGAACAUGAAAUAUGA
Messenger RNA from Rhea pennata, 1386 nucleotides. It is a transcript of the gene GPR39, whose product is annotated as G protein-coupled receptor 39. Gene Ontology annotation, molecular function: G protein-coupled receptor activity. Bases 1 to 1386 code for a protein of 461 amino acids. Gene Ontology annotation, cellular component: membrane. NCBI's taxonomy places the organism in Eukaryota, Metazoa, Chordata, Aves, Rheiformes, Rheidae. Gene Ontology annotation, biological process: G protein-coupled receptor signaling pathway. The record is from RefSeq and is a predicted model, not a curated record. The transcript has 2 exons.